This is a messenger RNA of Protobothrops mucrosquamatus (brown spotted pit viper), 840 nucleotides long. RefSeq names its product T-box transcription factor TBX6-like. NCBI's taxonomy places the organism in Eukaryota, Metazoa, Chordata, Lepidosauria, Squamata, Viperidae. The record is from RefSeq and is a predicted model, not a curated record. Gene Ontology annotation, cellular component: nucleus. Gene Ontology annotation, biological process: vasculogenesis; regulation of transcription by RNA polymerase II; positive regulation of DNA-templated transcription. Gene Ontology annotation, molecular function: DNA-binding transcription factor activity, RNA polymerase II-specific; RNA polymerase II cis-regulatory region sequence-specific DNA binding. The transcript is spliced from 5 exons. The coding region runs from base 1 to 840 and encodes 279 amino acids.
AUGUAUCACCCAUCAGAGAUGUUUCCCCAAUAUGGGAGCUCCUAUGCUCUGCGACCACCACCCCCUCCUGGAGCUGCCUAUCCCCAGAGUCAGGCACCCCAAUAUGAAGCCUUCAGAUACUCAGAGCUGGAAGCUGCUCCCAAAUUGGAAGGCUUCUUCCCAGGUUUGGACCCUCCUGGGCGCCUCCUGCCCCCAACCCCUGACCUCCCUUAUGGAUCAUCUCAGGCACUCCCAUCAGGCCCCCCAACAACUUCACAGCUACCCCCUGGAGUACGGAUGAGCCUGGAGAACAGCGAGCUCUGGAAGCGGUUCAACGGCAUUGGCACUGAGAUGAUCAUCACCAAAGCAGGCAGGCAGAUGUUUCCACAGCUAAAAGUUGCAGUCACAGGCUUGGAUUCUGAAGCUAAAUACCUACUGCUGGUGGAUGUCGUCCCGGUAGGAGGCUCCCGCUACAAGUGGCAUGGCAAAAAGUGGGAAGCCAGUGGCAAGGCAGAAUUACCACCUCCAGACAGGGUUUACAUCCAUCCUGACUCACCUGCAUCAGGUGCCCACUGGAUGCGCCAACCUAUAUCCUUCCAUCAGCUCAAGCUCACCAACAAUACCCUGGAUCCUCAUGGACAUUUGAUCGUUCAUUCCAUGCAUCGUUACCAGCCCCGAGUACAUGUGGUGGGAGCUGGAGGGCGCCGCGGAGCAGGGGGUGGCUGUGCUUCCUUCACCUUUCCUGAGACGCAGUUUCUGACUGUCACAGCUUACCAGAACCCACAGAUCACUCAGAUGAAGAUAGAAAGCAAUCCUUUUGCAAAGGGCUUCCGAGAAAAUGGCAUGAACAGCAAAAGGUGA